AUGUUGUUGACGACUUUUUCAAGAUCACCUGCCCAGUGGGAGCACGUGCUUUGCGCGGCGGAAGAGUCAAAGGCCGUCUACAAGCCCGCAGCAUGCAGCGACGGGCGGCAUAUAUUAAAGGAAACUCGCACAGGAAGUGAGAAAACGACGAUUCUACAUCGUCGGGAAGUCGAUGGGACUCCCACAGUUUUCAUCAGUGUUCGUGGCUCACGAUCCAUUACCGACUGGAUGGUCAACUCCAACUUUGAGCUGGCACCUGCUGAGGAGUUGGGUAAUGGCAUGACUUGCCAUACCGGCUUUCUUUCUGUGGCUCGUACAAUGGAAAGUCGGGUCUUUGAUGCAGUGAACGACAUCCAUUCACCUACAGAGGCGCCGAUCAAUAUCGUCUUCACAGGACAUUCUGCUGGAGCUGCAGUGGCACAGAUCCUUUUCGGCUUCGUUCAUGGCCGCAACACUCGAUUGUCAGCUUUGAAGGGUGAUCGCACAGUCAGCUGCAUCACCUUUGGAGGACCACCUAUAACCUCAUCGCCUAUCGUCGCUCCAGCGUCGUCCCUCUUUCUAUCCUUCGCCAACGAGGGUGAUCCAGUCAUCCUGGCUCAGCCGAGUUAUAUACAGACUCUAUGGAAGGUUUAUGCUAUAGCACCCGCUAGCCUUGAGCUGCCCGUAAGUCAGUAUAUUUGGAGUGGUCGGUGUAUUAUUCUUCGUGAUGUCGCACCAGACGAGAGCGAUAAAAUCGAUAUUAAGCCCUUCGAAGUCCAGCUAGAGAUACUACGAAAUAUUCUUUUCGGGAACCCUAUUAUGCAUAGCAUGACUUUAUACUUAGAGAGGAUUCUCUUGCAAAGAGAGCUUAAUUAUUAG
Messenger RNA from Aplosporella prunicola CBS 121167, 858 nucleotides. RefSeq lists its product as uncharacterized. NCBI's taxonomy places the organism in Eukaryota, Fungi, Ascomycota, Dothideomycetes, Botryosphaeriales, Aplosporellaceae. The record is from RefSeq and is a predicted model, not a curated record. The transcript is spliced from 2 exons. The coding region runs from base 1 to 858 and encodes 285 amino acids. Gene Ontology annotation, biological process: lipid metabolic process.